Neurospora tetraspora is the source of this 6242-nucleotide messenger RNA. RefSeq lists its product as uncharacterized. Gene Ontology annotation, cellular component: Lid2 complex. Gene Ontology annotation, biological process: histone catabolic process. Gene Ontology annotation, molecular function: chromatin binding; ubiquitin-protein transferase activity. Lineage: Eukaryota; Fungi; Ascomycota; Sordariomycetes; Sordariales; Sordariaceae. The transcript has 4 exons. The coding region runs from base 256 to 5751 and encodes 1831 amino acids. The record is from RefSeq and is a predicted model, not a curated record.
GGGCGCCGGCACGCUUCCGUCUCAACUUAUGGCCCAUCUGCCGGCCCCUUCAUCUCACAUUUCCAGCAUCUCAUAAUUCUCGUCAAGUGGCCGUCUCUGUCCACGAGUCCUUUCGGCCACCUUCACUUUGAGAUCUGAUUCACACAGGUUUUCAAGAGUGCCACUAGGCAUUGGCCUUCACUCGUCGCCCAUUCACUUGGCCUCUUUUAAGGUUCCAAGUUCCAGGUUGCGGGACAUUUCUACUGUUUCAGCACCAUGGCUCAAAAAAACCAACAUGUGAUUCCCUCUGAGGAGCAGACAAACUCGGCGAGUCGCACCUUAUCCGCCAAGGAGAAGGAGGGCGCGGCAACCGCAAGUGCAAAUGCAAACUCGACCAAGCAGUCAGCCACCACUCCCGCAUCAACCUCCUCCAGUACUUCAUCUGCUGCUAUAUCUAACGUCCUCCCACGGAUGUCGGAUCCCUCACCUCUUCCCCCAACUAAUUCUGAACCCUCCACCGACGCCCCCAUGGGCAAAUCAACAUCUACAAGCACGCAAGCCGCCGCCGCCGCCAAAGAUGGCAGUACGGCGGCCAAUCCCUAUGGAACGCGUUCACGAAAUCGCACAGGCAAUUCUCGCAUCAACUACGCAGAGGAUCGGGACCUUGAUAUGGACAUUUUUGAAUUGUAUCCGGAUCGUCGAGAAGGAGGUGAGGCCAAGAAGGGAUCCUCCAAGCAAGCUCAAGCGUCAGCAUCAUCAGCAACAACGCAAGCGGCAACACCAUCGUCAUCAUCGCCGACAAAUGGUGCAUCUCAGCCAGCCCCACGUACUGCGGUAAACGGGACAUCAGCAUCAACCACCGUCACUGCCACCUCGACGUCGGCCUCACGGAAGCCGCUUCCCACAAUCGACGAUGUUCGCAAAGGCCACUCUUCAAAAGAUCAGCAGUCUCGCCAACCUUCAACCUCACCGGCCGCAAACGGGGCUACUACCAAUGGCCCCACAAAGUCCAAAAAGCGAAAAGCAGAUCCUGCAGCAAAUGCUUCCAGCAGCCAGACCCCGACCAGUGCAGCAAACUCUUCGGCAUCGCACAACAAGCGGGUCAAGACCAAUUCGCACGACAACAACGGCAACAGCAAGACACCGACAAAUGGGCCCGCGAGCGACCUGGGCAUGGUUAAUGGCUAUGGCGAGACCAAUCUCCUCACGUUUGAAAACACCAAGGCGAUGCCCAAGGACGGCAAGAUGGUGGCUGAUGACGGCACUGUUCUUGAAGUGAACGAUCACGUUUACCUGGUCUGUGAGCCGCCUGGGGAGCCUUACUACCUGGGCCGCAUCAUGGAGUUUUUGCACACCAAAAACGACCCGGCAAAGCCAGUGGACGCGUUGCGCGUGAACUGGUACUACAGGCCAAAAGACAUUGGUCGGAGAGUGCAAGAUACGCGGAUGGUUUUCGCCACGAUGCACUCGGACAUUAGUCCUUUGACGGCCCUGCGCGGCAAGUGUCAGAUUCGGCACAAGACGGAAAUCCCAGACCUGGCGGCGUAUAAGAGGGCGCGCGACUGUUUCUGGUUCGAGAAGCUGUACGACCGAUACAUCCAGAAGAAUUACGAGGUGAUUCCGACCAAGCAGAUCAUCAACGUGCCCGAGCAUGUCAAGAAGGUGCUGGACGAGAGGUGGAAGUACAUUUUGGUGGAGCAAGGCCGAGGCAAGGAACUGACCAGUGCGGUCAAGACUUGCAAGCGGUGCGUCGGCUACUGCGCCAGCAAUGAUUCGGUGGAUUGUGCCGUGUGUCAAAACACGUACCACAUGAACUGUGUAAGGCCGCCGCUGCUCAAGAAACCGUCGCGUGGCUUUGCCUGGUCCUGCGCUGCAUGCAGCCGUGCUCAGGAGCGCAAGCUGGAGGCGCGCAACACCCCCAACGUCCUCGAUCCCAAUGGCACCCGAUUUGACGAUGACGACGAGUUUCUCGAAGACGACGAGGAGGACCCGCCCGGCGUCCAGACUGGCAUGACUAGUCGCACCAGUCCGGCCACCGAGGACUUGCACCAGGAGGCCACGGCAGAGCAGAUAUACCAGUGCAGCCUAUGGCCAUAUCGUUACCUGGGAAUGCACUGCAAGGUCGAGGAUGCCCUGGACUACGAUGAUCGCAUUUUCCCCCGUGCUAGCACCCGGUUAGGACCGCGUCACCAGGCCGUUGUGGUCCCGUGGUAUGGCCGCCCGGUGCAGUAUGUGAAGCCUCUCGAGAUCAAGAAGACCGGCAGAAAGGACGGGAAGCUCAACAAGGAGCAACAGGCUCUCCUGGAAGCCGAACGCAAAAAGCGCGAGACACGUCCUCAGUGGAUACAGGACGAGCCUGCCGGCUAUGUCGAGAGAGGCGGCGAUGAUACCGUCACACCACUCUACAAGCCCCCUGAAAGGUGUGGCAAGCAGAUGUCCAACGAGGCUAUGGAUGAGUUCAUGGACAAAGCCAGAGGCAUGGCGGUAGAGCUGGGUCUUCCUCCACGAUCGACAAACUUGCAGGAUGUCGCAAGAGACCUCCUCUUCAAGAAUGAUUUCGACCCUAAGAAGGCCCUGCAGCAGCUGCCGAAGGUCCCCAAGGAGGAGUUCAAGGAGCCCGAGCUUACUCCCGCCGAACUGAAAAAGUUCGAGGAGGGUGUUGGAAAAUACGGCUCCGAAUUGCACCUCGUUAUGAAACACGUCAAAACCCUUAGCCCGGCAACAGUAACCCGAUUCUACUAUACCUGGAAGAAAACGGAGCGAGGUAAGCAGAUCUGGGGCAAUUUCGCUGCGAGAAAGGGGAAAAGGGACGCAAAGAAGGCCGAGGCUGCUGCCACCAAGCAGGCCGACGACGUUGCCGACGACCAUGACGAUUCGGCCUUUGAUGCAGGCAAGGCCAAAGCUCAAAAGAAGGCUUUUAUGUGCAAGUUUUGCGGCACCAAGGCGUCGCGGCAAUGGCGUCGCGCGCCCACCAUCUCACAACCCAUCGGCGAGACUAGUGGCCGUAGUACCAAACAGGACAAAAAGGGAGAGUUCAUUCCUGCUCUCUGUCGUCGAUGCGCCGAGCUCUGGCGCCGAUACGCUAUCCAAUGGGAAGACGUGGACGAAGUUGCAAAGAAGGUUGCUCAGACCGCAGGCCGUAACUGGAAGCGCAAGGUCGACGAGGACCUCUACAAGGAGCUGCUCGCGGCCGAUGAGAUGAUUGCUAACACCAAGAUCCGCACCCCCGAACCUACACCUGUCCCUACGCUUGUCCACGAGCCACCAGCGGCCGGUCAAGAGCCGCCGCGGAAGAAGCUCAAGAGCUCCGCUCGCGAAAAGGACAAGGACAAGGACAAGGAUAAGGAAAAGGAGAAGGUGGAAAAGGAAAAGGAGAAGGAGAAAGAGAGGGAAAAAGAAAAGGAGAAGGAGAAAGAGAAGGAGCUCGAGCCAGCAGCCUCAGAGCCGGGCAGUGUGGCAUCCACUCCCACGCCAGUUGUCACGAAGAAGAAGGACAAGGUUGUUGAGAAGCCGGUCAUUAUCGAGAAGCCCGCUCCGCCUCCACCUCCGCCAGUCCCCGAAAUCCCCAAACCGCGAACAUUACCCUGCGCAAUCUGUCGUCAGAUGGAACCUAUGGGCGAUCAACACCUUUCAUGUAAGGAGUGCCGGAUGACAGUUCAUCGGAACUGCUAUGGUGUCCUUGAGCAUCGGGCUCCCGGGAAAUGGACGUGCGAUAUGUGCCUGAACGACAAGAGCCCACAGGUAUCAUUGAGCUACAAGUGCGUCCUUUGCCCGGUUGAAAAGACGGAGCAUGAUUUUGUAGGGCCACCCAAGAAUUCCCACAAAAAGAAGACCGAAAAGGAGCGUGAGCGUGAGCGCCAAGAGCGGGAAAAUGCUAUCAAGGCUGCCGAAUACUAUCGGAAGAAGCAAGAGGAGAUGAACCGACCUGCCGACCCGCGCGAACCCCUGAAGCGGACUGCAGACAACAAUUGGGUGCAUGUCACUUGCGCGGUUUGGACUCCGGAGGUCAAGUUUGGCAAUGCCAAAGCGCUUGCCCCUAUUGAGGGCAUCCCAUUGAUCAACCGUGCCAAGUACUCGGAGAUUUGCAGAGCUUGCAAGAAGGAUGGCGGAGCUUGUGUCAGCUGCUAUCAUUGCAAGUCGCCAGUCCACGUCGAGUGUGCCCACAAGGCCGGUUAUGUCCUCGGUUUCGACAUCACACCGGUGAAGGGUUCUCGCCGGGAUCAGCAUAACAUCGUCACUCUCGGGAGCGAAAGCGGUACAAUGUCGGCUGCGAUCUGGUGUAAGGAACACGCACCUCAGAAGGGCGCAUUUCACCCAAUGCACGAGAAGGUUGACGAGAGUGGCAUGACCGCACUACAGCUCUAUGUUCAAACCUACAAGCAGGCCGACUUGACUCUUACGGGUUGCGCAAGGAAGGCCAUCCAGAUCACCCCAACCACUCGGCCCACAUCGUCGUCUGCGACAUCAACAAGCCAUCAGACAAGACGAAUCUCGACGAUUCACCUGCUCAAUGGGGAUCAUGGAGAAUCAGCCUCGGGCUGUCGACAACCAGGCAGCAAGAUAUGCUUGACUUGUGGGACUGAUGUGAGCCCUAAGUGGUACCCCAUCGAUGAAGCUCAGGAGCGUGGGCUUGUCAAUGGGUACUACGGUAAUCUGGGAUCAGAAGCACAGAAGUUCAUUGAGCAGAGGAGCGUGCAAUGCCACAAGUGCAAGAAGGAAGGGCGUCAACCACAUGUGCACCCUAAGAGGGAGCCAACACCCCCUCCUCCUCCCGCCCCGCUCUUGAUUCCUGCCGUUGAGCCGGUCGUCCGUCCAGUACAGGUAUCUCAGGCGCCGCCGCUGGCACCGCCAGCCCCAGUUACAACGGCUCCAACAGCUGUGAUGGAUAUUCCAGGUAGACAACCUGGCCCAAGUCCUUUCUGGUCACCACGUGUACAGGCAGCUCCCAUCCCGCCUCCUCUGGCUCACCCGGCGCCUAUCCGUCCCCCGGUCUCACAUCCUCUUGUUCCUGUAGCAGGACCUGUCGCCCCGCAGGUUGCUCCCCCGUCGACACUUCCUCCGAACCUCGCUCCUCGGGGUCCAUCUAUGCCACAGUCCCUGUUUGGAUCGGCACCACCGAGACCUUACGACGACUGGCACCGUCAGCCAUCAGGUCAUCCACCACCCCUGCAUCCGGGACGGCAGUUGAACGGCACUGGUCCUUCACCACCGCCGCUGAAUACCAUGCCUUCGUUGGCACCGCCUAACCAUCUACGGCCUUCUCCUUCACUCUCUAUUGCGAAUUUGACACACGCUCAACCUCCGCCUCCUCCACCCCAAAACGGGCACAUGGCACAUCCAUCUGCCUAUGCAAGAAUGGAUGGCUUGCCACCAUCGCCUCGCCGGGUGAGCGGCCAGCCCACCACACCGAGCGGCGGCUCCUAUCUAUCAGGAGGCUCUCUCCAUAGCCACGGUGGACCACCCGACCUCCGACCGCCCACGGAUCUACGAACAGACCUACGGCCGCAUAACAUGCUGAACCACCCGAUGCCUCCCCACCACGUUGCCGGGCCGCCACCUCCUCAUCCUGCUUCCGUAGAGCAGCAUCACCCUUUAUCCUUCCUAAGGCAUUGGAACAACCAUACUGCGCAGCAAAACCAGCCGCCUCCUCUGCAUCACACCUCUUCUUACCAACAGGUAUCCGGUCUGCCACCGCCGCCGAGGGAUAACAAGCCGAAGGAUAUCAAGACUGGUGCGAGCUCUAGCCCGUCGCUUCGUAAUCUCUUACAUUAAGGCAUGGGAUAUUGAAUGGAGCUGGUUGUGGAAAUGUCAUGAUAUGGAGAGAGUUCUGUGAGAAGGAUAGGGAUACAUACCCGCUUUAUGCAAGAGAGUCGGCCUUCAUAAGAGGAGAGAAGAAGAGGAAAAAAGACUUCGAUAUAUGGGUUUAGAAAUGGCGUCAAAGAUACCGAUUUGUGUUUGUUGUGGAGUUUCAGGAAACCUCACUGUACAUGUUUAUGUGCAUAAGUCGGGUUGAAUUCCUCUGGAGUGUAUAUUAGGUGAUGGUGGGAAUAACUGGACUGGACUGGACUGGACUGGUUUUUUCUUUGCUUGCAGUCUCGUUUGCAUAGCGUUGUCGAAGAGGAGAGGAGAGGAGGAGUACUUGGCUUGCUAUUGCUGGCUUUACUUACAUCUACUUCACUUUGGUGCUUGGGGAUGAGUUGAGGAUACUUAACUAAGCAGGUACAGUAGAGUUAGAACAAGAAAUGAAAAUGAAUACAUUGUAG